AUGGACAUAGGUCACCUAAUAUUGGGAAGACCUUGGUUGUUCGACCUUGAUGUCACCAUCUUUGGUCGUUCUAAUUCUUGUUCCUUCAUCUUUGAGGGCAAGAGCAAACUUAAUCCCCUACGGUCUAGGACACUUGAUGAGGGCAAGAAGACAAGUGAGACGAAGGGCAAGGAACUCCAUAUCCUGAGUCCGUUCAAAUUUGAAUGGGAAGUCUCUAGUGAUUCUAUGGUGUACGCUUUACUUGUCUUCGAAAACCAACUGAUUCCAUCAAGCGAGCUACCAUCAGAAGUUCAGCUCAUCCUUGAGGAGUUUUCUGAAAUUUUUUCUGAGGACCUCCCGGAUCACCUGCCGUCUUUGCGUGACAUACAGCAUGCUAUUGAUCUAAUUUCGGGAGCUACCCUGCCUAAUCUACCCCACUAUCGAAUGAAUCCUUCUGAGCAUGCUGAGCUGCAACAGCAAAUUAACGAGCUCAUCUGA
Phoenix dactylifera (date palm) is the source of this 477-nucleotide messenger RNA. The record is from RefSeq and is a predicted model, not a curated record. Lineage: Eukaryota; Viridiplantae; Streptophyta; Magnoliopsida; Arecales; Arecaceae.